This is a messenger RNA of Xyrichtys novacula (pearly razorfish), 345 nucleotides long. The record is from the annotation of a GenBank genome assembly. NCBI's taxonomy places the organism in Eukaryota, Metazoa, Chordata, Actinopteri, Labriformes, Labridae.
AUGCUCCAGCUGCAGCAUCAAGUAUUUCCAUUAAACAUCCUCUCAGUUGGAGCCUGGGGUCGGAGCCUGGGUCAGGGCCUUUGUCAGACACUUGGUCAGGGCCUGGGUCAGGGCCUAGGUGAGGGCCUGGGUCAGGGUCUAGGUCAGAGUCUAGGUGAGGGCCUUGGUCAGAGUCUAGGUGAGGGCCUUGGUCAGAGUCUAGGUGAGGGCCUUGGUCAGAGCCUGGGUCAGGGCCUAGGUGAGGGCCUUGGUCAGAGUCUUGGUCAGAGUCUUGGUCAGAGUCUGGGUCAGAGCCUGGGUCAGACUCUCAGUCAGACGGAGUCUGAGUUUCUCUCUGAGCAGUAA